AUUAUGCUGCCAUCUAGCAUCGGUCUCGUGUAUUGCGUCACGCCCAUGAUGUGACGUAACGAUUUCCGAGAAUUCAGCCAAUCAGCUAUCACUAGCCGAGUCGGUUUGAAAUUGAAGCGGGCGAAGGCGGAAGAGAAGAGGAGACAAUAAUAAACAAAAGCAGCUCUGCUAGCCUGGAUACUCCUUAUAUUUCGUUUGAAUGGAUUUACAUUCACUUUUAUCUAACGUAACGAGCUGUGUUGAUGUCCGUCUUACAAAUGUUUCACGCCGUGUGUUUCUAUACGUAGAGUAACCGGGGGGGAAACUGCCGUUAGCUAGUGAAGCAGUGACUGUUAAGCCCAUUUGGACGUUUACGUUUUUGAGAACCGUUUGCCAUGUCGUUAUUCAGUGUACAAGCUAGAAAACAUACAGCUUAUUACGAUCAUCUAAUGUCAACGUCGACAUCCAGGACACCAGGCAGAGAGCGCCCGGCAGAGCGGAAGGCGACAGAUUCAACGCAGGGGAAAACUGAAGUAACGAUAACAUCCGGAGACUCCGCUUGUGAAGACAGCAGGUCAUCUGACAAAGGCCGUCAGGUGAACAGGACUUAUGUCAUCUCUGCGCAGUCAAAAAGCGGCAGCGGGCAGCCGACUCCUUACCGUGGCCGACUCACUCUGCAGAGGAGGUCAAGGGCGAAGAGCGGAGCUGAAACAGCGGAGAAAACGAUGAUUGAAAGCAGCCACAAUACCACACCAGCACCGGAGAAGAGGCUGACCCUGCAGCGCAGGACCAGGACUCCCUCGAUGGAUAAAAGCGCAUGUGGGCAGCGUGGGGUCAGCGGUACCUGCCAACAGCAAACGCCCAAAGUUCUCAGAGAACCAAACGGCAGGGCGCCUGGUUUAUUCAGGUCUAUAAGUUUAAGAGAAACUGCUGCUCAGGUGGACACCCAGGGGGGAGCGGCACACAGCAAGACGACUUCCUCCGCAAGUAGGCAGUUAGAGGACCAGGCCCACACCUUUAAAACCCCUACCAAAAGGACCCCAUUUGAGAAAAUCGCGGCCAAGAGAGACGUGUUCGAGAGACUGGCAGGGACAGAGGCUCCUAAACCCGUACCAGUCAAAUCUGCGAAUCUAGAGAGGUCCAAAUCCCGAGCACAGCAAGCUGAAGUGACGAAACCUGUCCCGACUCCUCGGGUCAGCAAGGCGUCCGCAGGUGUGCACAAACCACACGCCGCGCUGCAGAUGAGAAAAACCUCCACAUCAAGCCAAAAGGAAGACGUGACCCAGGCCAGGACCUCCACUCUUGCUCCAACUCCAGCUCCAGCUCCAGCUCCAGCUCCAACACCGACCGAGCAGCCCCUGUCCCGACCCAGUGAAGCCCUGAAGCAGCAGGCUUCUUUGAAGAUGGAAAAUAGUGCAGUGACUGUUGCAGUACGUUUGCGCCCUUUCAGCGCCAGGGAGAAGACAGAGAAGGCAUCACAGGUCAUCUUCAUGAACGGCCAGGAGACCAUUGUCCAGCAUCCAGACUCCAAACAGAGCUACUCCUUCACCUAUGACUUCUCCUUCUGCUCGGUGGAUGAGUGCGACCUCACUUUCGCCAGCCAGCAGACGGUGUACGAGACCCUGGCCAGACCUCUGCUGCUCAGGGCCUUUGAAGGAUUCAACACCUGUCUGUUUGCGUACGGCCAAACGGGUUCUGGGAAGUCGUACACGAUGAUGGGUUUUGGAGAAGAGGAAGGUGUAAUCCCGCGGUUCUGCAAUGAGCUUUUUUCUAGAUUGGCCUUCAUGGAAAAUGAAGAGGUUAAAUGUCACGUAGAGAUGAGCUACUUUGAAGUGUACAAUGAGAAAAUCCACGACCUGCUGGUGACCAGAGACGAGCCAAACCAGAGGAGGAUGCCUCUCAGGGUGAGAGAGCAUCCAGUCCAUGGUCCCUACGUUGCUGAACUCUCUGCGAAUAUUGUCAGCUCCUACAGUGACAUUAAGGGCUGGCUGAAUCUGGGCAACAAGCAGAGAGCCACAGCAGCCACAGGGAUGAAUGACAAGAGCUCCAGAUCUCACUCAGUCUUCACCCUGGUUAUGACUCAGACUCAGACCGAGUUCGUGGAGGGCGAGGAACACGAGCACAGCAUCACCAGCAGGAUCAACUUGGUGGACCUGGCGGGCAGCGAACGGUGUAAAUCUGCUCAGACAAGCGGAGACCGACUUAGGGAGGGUGCAAGCAUCAACAAAUCCCUGCUUACCCUUGGAAAGGUCAUCUCUGCCCUGUCAGAACAGGCACUGACCAGGAAGAAGGUCUUCAUACCAUACAGGGAGUCUGUGCUGACAUGGCUGUUGAAGGAGAGCCUCGGUGGUAACUCAAAGACGGCCAUGAUUGCCACGCUGAGCCCAGCGGGCAGCAACGUGGAGGAAAGCCUGAGCACUCUGCGCUACGCCCAGCAGGCCCGCACGAUCAUCAAUGUGGCUAAAGUCAAUGAGGAUACCAACGCCAAACUCAUCAGAGAGUUGAAGGCUGAGGUUGAGAAGCUGCGAGCAGCCCAGAUGAGCUCCCAGGGCAUCGAGCCAGAGAGGGUCAGGCUGUUCCAGCAGGAGAUCUCCGCCCUCCGGAGCAAACUCUGUCAGCAAGAGAGAGAAAUGGCCGAGGCCAACCGGGCAUGGAGAGAAAAACUAGAGCAAGCUGAAAUCCGCAAACGUGAAGAGACCAGAGAGUUGCAGAAAGCAGGUGUGACUUUCAAAGUGGACAAUCGUCUUCCUAACCUGGUGAACCUGAAUGAGGACCCCCAGCUGUCUGAGAUGCUUCUCUACAUGAUCAAAGAGGGUCGAACCACGGUGGGCAAGCUCAAAUCCGAGUCCAGCCAUGACAUCCAGCUGACGGGGGCCCUCAUCGCUGACCAGCACUGUGUUAUAACCAGCAUGCAGGGUACGGUCAGCAUCAUUCCCAUGGAAAACGCCAAAACCUUCGUUAAUGGAAACCUCAUAUCCGAAUCCACUGUCCUACACCAUGGUGACAGGGUGAUUCUCGGAGGAGAUCACUACUUCCGCUUUAACCAUCCGGCAGAGGUGCAGUGUGGGAAGCGGGUGUCAUGCUGGACAGGUGAAGGCGAUGGCCAGAAAGACUUUGAAUUUGCCAAGAAUGAGCUACUCGCAGCACAGAGAGCCCAGUUGGAGGCAGAAAUUGAAGAAGCCCAUUUGAAGGCAAAAGAGGAGAUGAUGCAGGGAAUCCAAAUGGCAAAAGAAGUGGCCCAGAAGGAGCUUUCUAACCAGAGGGAACUUUAUGAGGACAGGAUCCAAGCCCUGGAGCGUGAACUGAAUGUGGAGAUAGAGCGGAAGCGCCAACAGGAGUUGGACCAGCAGAGGGUGGCCACCCAGAUGGCAGAGCUGAAACUGGCCAAGCGGGAGCUGGAGCAGGAGGUGGACACCCACAAGACACGUCUCCGCUUGCACAUGGAGUCCCAGGCGAUGGAGGAGCACCGCGUGCGUCAGGCGAGGAUUGUUGAGGCCCUGGAGGCAGAGAAGAGAAAGAUCGGCAAAGAGCUCGAGGAGAUGCAGAAAAAAAAAGCCUUGAGGGAAAACCAAACCUCCCGGAACGUCUCUCCACAGUGGGAUGCCAUGAAGUUAUCCCUGAUGAUUGAGGAGGCCAACAAGAUCAGUGCUAAACUGAGGAAAAACACAGUCUUCAGCAGACACGAAAGCUCUGAUGCUGAGAACCUGGAGCAGGGUGGUCUGCUCCAGGUACGGGUUCAGAACACAAAGCUGGGGAUCUCCACUUUCUGGAGCCUGGACAAGUUCCAAAACAACAUAGCUGCCAUGAGGGAACUUGAGCAGGGGGAUUCCACCUCUAAAGAUGACGAUGUGUUUUAUGACCCUGAUGAUGAGUGGGAGCAAGAUAUAUCGGCCUCCUCCACUUCCACCUCCUCCUUCUCACGCCGAAGGAGCAGGAGCUUGUUGAGGAGCAGGAGAAUCUCAGGGCGUCUUUAUGAGAUCCGGGUCCAUCCGAUUCAGAGCCUCCACAACAGCUCCUCACAGUCUGCUGGGUUGAUGGGUGUGGUCAACCCACCCUCCAUCCGUUCCACCAGCUCAGACUCUGCCAUGCCAGGCAUCUGCAAAGAGCUGAUUGGCCAGUCGGUGGCCCGCCUACGUGGUUUUAGUGGGACAGAAGAGAGCAUGGCAGACAGGCUGGCCUCUGAUCUGUUCUUGUUGUAUGUGGCCAUCCAGACAGUAUCUGACCUAUACGACAGCCUGGAUGAUGACAGCCAGGAGAAUGUGUUUGUCUGUAACUUGGUGGCCCAGACUCAGCUGAUCAAGGCCACGGCAGCCAUUGAGAGUGCAGUGUUUGUUACCAGGCAGUGGCUGGCCAGUGUUAAACCGUCCUCUGGCCUGCUGUACACCAUCGCAGAGGAGCUCAAGUGCCAGGUCAAGAAGAUGGGAGGAUUCUUUCAGCUGCUUAUUCAGGGUUGUGAAUCUGAGAUCACGUCAAUGGUGACGGAGGCACGAAGGAAGAGCAGUCAGUGCCUGGAUGCUGCAUUGCUUGCACUUGGCCACCUGGCGGUAAUGACAGGCAUGCCACUGAAUGCUAUGGAGCGGGGUGCCCAGGCCACAGGCAAGAAAUCCAUUGUCACAUGUCUGCUAAAGGGGAUCAAUAAGGGCGUCCGCUCCCUCUUAGAGGAGAGCCUCACCAUCACCAGAGAAAUGCUGCGAGAGGCUCAGCUGUCCUACCCCAGGAACCCAGCCCUGCAGAGCCUAAAAUCCAAGACGCUUGACUUAGCUCGAGCUCUGCAGAGCUACAUGCAUUGCCUUUUCACGGCGAGUGAAACGGACCCAGAGGAGGGGGAGGUGGGGGAGGAGGAGGCGGCCUCAGCUUCCCAUUUCCAGGCACUGAGAACUACAGCAACCAAGCUGUUCCAACUGAACCAGGCCACCAGACAGCUGCAUUCCUCUCUGUCUACCACCCUGCGAGGAAAAGACAGAGAUUCCGACCUCAGCAGCUGCAGGGAGCUGAUCUCCUCUUCUGCCAAAGCUGUCGACGAGCUGGUCACUGGUCUGUCCAACGAGGCACCAUUGAUGCUAGCCUCGCAGCUUCCCUGUGUUCAGAGUGCCAUUGCCGCACGAGAUGAGCUCCACUCUGCCCUGCAGUGCCUGUCCUCCUCGUGGAACCAAGUGGGGGCAGGAGAGAGCAGGAGCUCGGCUGCUUCUGAAACGAGCAUAGAAGAUGAAAUCUUAACUAAAGAGAGUGCUGCCACUCGCAGUGCUGUUAGAAACAGGGUUGUCAGUAAGAUAGUAUACUCUGUCCCUCCAGAUGUGCUGUCCAAGGGUAGCACACACUGGGUGUGAUGGGCACGUAUCCUAUGCGUUUUUCUUUUUUGAUGCGCUCACAUCAUGUACGAUUUUACUGUAAAAAUUAACUGCUGAUAUUGAGAAGAAUUUGAAGUGAGCAUGCUGAUAGAAACUUCCUCUCUGUUACCAUUAAAGUUGACAAAACAAUUUGUUAGAUUCACAUACAGCCAACACUACUUUAUAAGUAUGAAAAAUAUCUGCAGAUUUCCACCGAGCUAUAUUUUUGAAUUACAAAGAAGAUAAUAAAAGUGUGCAAACAAAUAUGCGGAUGCUUCAAAACUACAACUGGCAAUCCUUAACAUUUUGUCACUUCUGAUAUGGUGUAAAAAGCACUCCUGUCAAGUCCAAUAAUUUGCUACUAUGACUUUUAAAGUUAUUUUAGAUGCAAGUAUUGGGGCACACUUAGCAGUAGUAAUUGGCUGCACGCGUUUACUUAUGCUGUACUAGGUCUUCUUGUUGUACUAUGUUUUUCAGAGGCCACUAAAUUAUUCUUUAUUGCAUUUUUUCUUUAGCAAUUCAAACAUUCGAGGUACCCAUGUGCAGCAGCUCAGGUAGUAUUUUGAAGUAAAAAAAAAUAAUGAAAGGCUUUCUCUGUAUCUUUCUUGUAAUGAAGAUACAUUUUGUUUUCAUAUUUUCAUAAAAUUGAGCUUUUUCUAUGUUUGAUAACACAAUUUAACGAUUUGCACUCGGGGGCGACUUGUAUACUCAGCGUUUCUUCUCAAUACAUGUACUUUCACAAAGCAUUAUUUUGUUCUUCCAGUGUUUUGUAAUAUUCUUGUGAAAUCUGAUAUGUCAAAAAUAACACAAGCAACCUGCACUUCUGCAGUAAAGUCAUGUGCCUUGAUUUGAAAAGGACCCAAACCUUUUCACAUUGAAGGUCACUGUUAAAUAAAGCAUGAAUUCUUGUGAAAACUGCAUCUAUAAUGAGAAUAUUUGGAAUCUACCCACACCUAACUUUAUGUCAUCAACUCCUUGUGGUUGCAAAAGUUCCAUCCAUUGACAUAUGUUCUUGUAUUAAGUCUUUGUGGAGGCCCAGGCUUGACUAGACACCCUGAGAGCCACUAAAGGACCGCUGGAGGUCCCUGAACCCUACUUUUGGUAUCCUUUUGCACUGCUUGCUAGCGGUUACACCCACUCCACUCCUCUCCUCUGCAGUUCCUCUGCAUCCUCCUCCCUUCACACUCCUUUAGAGUCAGCUACCACUAAUGUUCCUUGGUUACGGACUGAUUGGGUGAGAGAAAAACAUACAUUGAGUAACUUUACACUUGGUGGAUUUUU
Scatophagus argus is the source of this 6587-nucleotide messenger RNA. It is a transcript of the gene kif14, whose product is annotated as kinesin family member 14. Gene Ontology annotation, molecular function: ATP binding; microtubule motor activity; microtubule binding. The transcript has 29 exons. The record is from RefSeq and is a predicted model, not a curated record. Bases 375 to 5306 code for a protein of 1643 amino acids. Lineage: Eukaryota; Metazoa; Chordata; Actinopteri; Scatophagidae. Gene Ontology annotation, biological process: microtubule-based movement.